AACCGCUACCUAUAUCUUCUUUAUUCCUCUCGCGCUUUAGCACCCAUCACACCCCACUAUUCCUCCUCUUCCGCACCUACUGAUUCCCGAUGUCUGACUCCCCGACCAAAGAUAUCAUCAUCAUCGGUGGCGGCCUUGCCGGCUGCGUCCUCGCCUCCAGACUGCACGAGAAGCACCCUACGCUUCGCAUCCUCCUCAUCGAAGCAGGCAAGGACGUCGCGGACCACCCUUUAACCACCACGCCUCUGGCUUGUUUCUCCUGCCACUACUCUGAGCUUGAUUGGGCGUACUCAACCGUUGCGCAACCUCAUCUCGGAAAUCGCGCCUGCUAUGCCGCAGCCGGAAAGGCCCUCUCUGGCGGCAGCGCAACGAACUACGGGACUUGGACGCGCGGGAAUGCGGCCGACUAUGACCUGUGGGCAACGGUGGUUGGGGACUCCCGCUGGAACUACGAGGGCUGGCUGCCGUACUUCCGGAAGACAGAGACGUACCAUGGCCAGCUAGGAAGCGCUGACAUGUCGAAGCAUGGGCAUGACGGCCCCGUGCACAACUACUCCAUCUCGGCGAGCAGCGCGUCGCGCAAAUAUCCACUGAGGGAACGAGUGCGUGACGCCUGGGCGCGCGUCGGCGUGCAGGAGAUCGCAGACGGCAACGCAGGCUCACCGCUCGGCCUGGCUGAGCUUGUCGAGAACUGGCAUGCCGGCCGGCGCCAGCUUGCCAGUCAGAUCUAUCCCCUGACGGGCAUCGAGGUGCUGACGGAGACGCUGGUCACGCGCGUCCUCGUGCAAGAGCGCGAUGGCGAGCCCGUCGCCACGGGCGUAGAGCUCGCGAACGGCACCACGAUCACGGCAUCAAAGGAGGUCAUCGUCUCAGCAGGGGCGUACAGAACGCCCCAAGUGCUCAUGCUCUCUGGCAUCGGACCAGCGCAGGAGCUGGAGAAGCACGGCAUCCCCGUGGUGUCCUCUUCGCCAGCAGUCGGCCGAAACUUCCACGACCACCUCGCCGUGUGCCAGUGGUGGAAGCUGCGGGACCCGGAGCGCGACCCCUCCAUCGGCAGCCCGCAAUGGCAGGACGCGGGCCUGUUCGCCGGCCUGCCCUGCGACUGGGUCGCCACGCAACAAACGCCGCUGGAAAAGCUGCAGCACGCGCUGGAGAAAGACGGCGAAGAAUCCCUCAACGACCAUCCUCUCCUCUCCCCCCGCGCCGCCCACAUCGAGUCCCUGAUCGUGUACGCGCCCGCCGGCGCGCAGAUCGCCGGCGUCGCCGUCCCCAUGGACGGCUCGCACAUCGCGUCCGCGGUGCUCCUCAUGACGCCCACGUCGCGGGGCAGCAUCACGCUCGCGGACACAGACCCGGCCACUCCGCCCGUCAUCGACGCGAACUACUACGCCACCGCGGCCGACAGGACCAUGCUGCGCGAGGGCAUCAGGACCGUUGUCAAAGUGCUGCGAGACACGCCUGAAGGCCGCGAGGCCGUCGUCUCAGAGCUUCUUCCGCCAGACGGGAAGGAACUCUCGUCGUCGUCUAGUGACGCGGAGAUCGAUGCGCGCGUGGCGCGGGUGGCGAAUACGUUUUACCACCCUGCUGGCACGGCGGCUAUGGGCAGUGUUGUAGACGCGGAGUUGAGGGUUAAGGGGGUCCGGGGGCUGAGGGUCGUGGAUGCGAGUGUUUUUCCGGUGCCGAUUACGGCGCAUUACCAGUGUGCUGUUUAUGCGCUGGCGGAGAGGGCGGCGGAUUUUGUGGGGGAGGCGUUGCGGUGA
This is a messenger RNA of Trematosphaeria pertusa, 1760 nucleotides long. Its product is annotated as GMC oxidoreductase. Lineage: Eukaryota; Fungi; Ascomycota; Dothideomycetes; Pleosporales; Trematosphaeriaceae. The transcript has a single exon. Bases 90 to 1760 code for a protein of 556 amino acids. The record is from RefSeq and is a predicted model, not a curated record. Gene Ontology annotation, molecular function: flavin adenine dinucleotide binding; oxidoreductase activity, acting on CH-OH group of donors.